AUGAGGUUGGUGGCGUUGCUGCUUUUGCUACUGUUUUUCCUCCUUGGAUCUCUUGUAGAUGUCUGUUAUGGGGAAAGCAGAGUGCGUAAUGCUACCGAUCACACAAUACCACUUGAAAUUCACCGCAUAGUUGCAGUUGGGGAUGUGCAUGGUGAUACGGACAAUUUUCGGAAAAUUUUAUCUAUGGCGGGUCUUAUAUCAUAUUCCUCAAACACCGACAAAAAUGUAAUCUGGAAGCCGAUGUGGAAUGAGAGGGAGAUUGAACUACACAAAACCCAUUUUACCAAACUUCGAACAACCCUUAUACAAAUGGGCGACUUAAUAGAUCGGGGGGAAGAUGAUUUGGGUGUUCUCGAAAUGACUUUUUUCUCUCUUUGA
Messenger RNA from Trypanosoma rangeli, 378 nucleotides. RefSeq names its product serine/threonine protein phosphatase. The record is from RefSeq and is a predicted model, not a curated record. NCBI's taxonomy places the organism in Eukaryota, Euglenozoa, Kinetoplastea, Trypanosomatida, Trypanosomatidae. The transcript has a single exon. Bases 1 to 378 code for a protein of 125 amino acids.